Molecule: messenger RNA, 1487 nt
Organism: Nematolebias whitei (Rio pearlfish)
Lineage: Eukaryota; Metazoa; Chordata; Actinopteri; Cyprinodontiformes; Rivulidae
Gene: sike1
Product: suppressor of IKBKE 1
Exons: 5
Coding region: 253-906 (217 amino acids)
Source: RefSeq, a predicted model, not a curated record
GCCUUUUUUUUAUUUUUUUGCCUCACAGAAACUAACGAAGUUGUCAAGAGUAAUUACUUUUUUUCAUUUCUAUGUCUAGUUUUAAAGUCUACCAGUGAGAUAUUAAAGAAGUCUCGCGUCGGUAUGGGUAGUUUUUUGUAAAAAGAUUUGAGCUGUUGUGCUAAUAUAGCCAGCGGAAGUCGUAUUUGAGCCUCGUAUUUUGAAGCUGCUAGCUAGCUUACGUUACCGUCACGACUUGAGAGUUCUCAGUAAAUGGCCUGCACUUUAGAAAAAGUGUUGUGCGAUGCCCGGACCCUUCUGGACAGGUUAAAAGAGCACGAUACGGCCGCUGAGGGACUAAUCGAGCAGUCCGGGGCCCUUAGCGGAAGAGUGCAAAGCAUGAGGGAGGUGGAGACGGCUCUUCCAGACAAGCACACAGAAGACAAUUCAGAGAUUCAAGAGCUUACAAAGUGCAAGCCUCACAUCCUUUUGAUUCAGGAAAACACUCAAAUUAAGGAGUUACAGCAGGAGAAUAAAGAAUUAUGGCUGUCUCUUGAAGAACACCAGUACGCAUUAGAACUGAUCAUGGGUCGAUAUCGCAAGCAGAUGCUCCAGCUGAUGAUGGCAAAAAAGGAUCUGGACACCAAACCAGUGCUUAGCCUUCACCAAGACCAUGCUAAAGAAGUGCAAAGCCAAGUGGAGCGAAUAUGCGAGAUGGGUCAGGUGAUGAGAAAAGCCAUGCAUGCAGACGAUCAGCACUACUGCUCUGUAAGAGAGAGGCUCGCCCAACUGGAGAUUGAAAACCGAGAGCUUCGAGACCUUUUGGCGAUCAGCAAGGGAUCUGUGAAAACGGGGACCGAAGAAACCAACCAGCCGUCAACGCCAGCAGCAGUGUGGGAACACUCCCCUCAGGCAGCGACUGAGUGAUCGGAACUGCUUCAGACUGAACGAUGGAUGGAUGGAAAGAAGGAAAGGAGUCCAUAAGAAAUGAAAGACAGUUUUUGUACAUAACACUGAAUUCAGUCACAUAUCAUUGUAGCUAACAGAAUGAUUUCCCUGUGGGUGUAUUUAUGAGACUUGUCAUUAUGUACAGUUGAUGUACGAUCACUGCGGUAACUUUGCAGUGAAUUCCAGGUAACCCUCCUGCUGCCCUUUGGUCAAAAUGCCUCACAUGACCUCAGUUCUGAGCCUGAGGUUCAUUUUGAUCCAAAGACAGUAGGAGGGUUAAAAAAAAGUGUUUGUAAUGGGCUGAUCUGGGUUUCACUGACACGUUUAAUGUUGAUCUAAAUGCUGGAGGAAAGAGAAGAGUAUUUCUUUUGUUGGUUGAAGGACAGACUCACUCUUUAAGAACAUCAUUUCUACUCUUUGGGUUUACUCUUGCUGUUACUGACACAUCUGGAAUGAGUGAAAUGUAGCCAUCCAUUUCAUAAAACUAGCUUAUAAUUUAUGUUACAUGUGAGACUUUGUGCACGCUGCCAAGGAAACAGCAAUUUGCUGCUUCUCAAAGA